Mercurialis annua (annual mercury) is the source of this 4209-nucleotide messenger RNA. RefSeq lists its product as uncharacterized. The transcript has 5 exons. The record is from RefSeq and is a predicted model, not a curated record. NCBI's taxonomy places the organism in Eukaryota, Viridiplantae, Streptophyta, Magnoliopsida, Malpighiales, Euphorbiaceae. Bases 529 to 1875 code for a protein of 448 amino acids.
UUUUCAUUACAAAUUUACGGGUUCUUUGAUAUGGGUAGCUUUGUCUUUUUUCAAUUUUGCUGGUUCUUGAUGUGGGUUUGGAUUUCUAUUUGAUUUGCCAAGAAAAGCAGAAGCAGUGGAGAAUUACAAGUUGUCUGCACUUAAACAUGGACUUGAAGAAGCGGAGUUGAGGGCAUCCUGGCUGAGGGAUAGAGAGCUCAGCCAUCAGCUAGCAGCGUUUGAAACUCGAGAAGCUUCAAGGGGCGGAAAUGGUCCUAGAUAUGUAUGCUGGUCGUCACAGUGGCUUGGCGGCCUGGAAUAUGUGGGCGCUCCAGACUUGAAACAGAACAAACAACAGCGGUCGAAUGAGGCACCGGUUUGGAGAACAUUCUCAAGGCAUCUCAGCUUGAGAUUAUUAUUGAGUUGCAUUGAUGAAAGUCUUAAGAUACCUGAAAUUCACUGGGGUGACCAGCAGUGGGGGAGCCCUGGUUGGCGUUGGCGGAGCAGAGUGGUCGAAAGCCGGAGAAGAAACAUUCUCAUUCCGCAAUCAUGGUGCGAAGCAAGAAUGCCGAAAAUCAACCAAUCCGUCGUUCAAGCACGAGAAAUCAAGAAGCGGCGAAUCCACCCUUACCGGCCGUGGGAAGGGGACGUACUAAAACAACCGCUCCAUCCUCAUCUCGGGUUAACACCUCGGCGAUAUUGACUACUCGCUAUAACGCACCUUUCCAAAUCCAUACGGAGGAGGAAGGUGAUUUAUAUUUGAGUAUCAAAGAAAGGGAAAUGGUAAUUCCAUUUCAAAUCGAUUUUGAUGAUAUGGAAAGCCUUGGCAUCAAGGAUGAGGUGGAGCGCUAUUUGGAUAUUUUGGGGUUAUUGGCAUUAUCAAAGGUUAGUCAUCACUCUUACGAUGAAAUUACUCGUGAAUUCUUCUCUACUCUCAAACCGGUUAGCGGUUCUCCUACAUCUAUUUCUUUCCGCAUCAACAACACUAGCCAUACACUUAGUGUUGAAGAUUUGGUGGAAAUGUUUGGAAUGAGGGGAACGGGGUUGAUGGAUUGGGAUCAAAAUUUUGAUCAAGUGGAGAUAUGGAGAGAAUUGACGGAUCAUGAUGAUUAUCGGACAAGGGGAUCCAAAAUUAAUGAAAUCAAAGACAUAGCUAUUGUGGUGUUUUUGAAGUGGUUUGGGCACUCGUUUGGCGGGCGUAGUGAAUAUUCGAAGGUGGCCAAGAGUGAUCUUUUAGCUUUGAAUGCUAUUUUGCAUCCGGAGAUAGAAGCCUACCAAGUCAACACGGCGUAUCGUCUUUUGAAGCGAUUGAGGGAAGUUCCAACCGAAUUAUCCAAGAUUGGCUAUGGUUUCAUUAUUCGUGCUUUGGCCGAGAAAUACAAUUGUAUGCCUACGGCGUCUACUUUGGCAACUUUUGAGACCAUUCUAGCACGGUCUCUUAAUAUCAACCAUUUGGAUGUUGCCGGGUUUGUGAAGAAGGGAAGAGUUAUUCCCUAUAAUAGAAGGGUACGAUUGGUGGCACGAACACGACGAGAAGCGGUAGCACGGGAAGAAGAAGGAGGAGAAGGAAGAAGAGCGGGGAAGGAACCCGCGGGAACUUCUCAAGCCGGAGAAGCGGCUCAUGUUUCCGUGUUUGACCAACGGUUUUCUGAGUUGGUUGAGCAAAACCGGACCGGAUGGGAGCAAAACCGGGUUGGUUGGGAAACUAACCAAAAAUUACUUGAAGAUAUCCGACGUGAACAACAUGUUGGUCUUGCACAACUACAAUGGAGGCAAGAUCGAAUGCGAGCUCGACUUAAUCGGCAAGAGGAUUUUCUUCGGGGUUAUUUUAAUGCCGCCGGCGGAGAGCGUUAUCCAUCACCGGAACCAUCACCGGAUCCACCGGCCUUUGACUAGAGCGAGAUUUGUUUUUCUAAACCCAAACUCUUUUCAAUUUUCUAUUUUUAUUUCUUAUUUCUUAGCUUUGGGGACAUAGCUAGAAAUAGUGUGAGGAGGGGGGAAGAAAAAUUUAUUUUUCGUUUGGGUUAUUUUUCGGUGAUUUAUCUUUAUUUUCAGUUUUAGUUUAUUUUUAUUAGGGUGUUAUUUUCUUUUUAGUAGAUUGUAUUAGGUGUUAAAUUAGUUUAUUUCAAGGUCUUGUAUCGCUUUAAAUCUUUGUCUUUUAAAUAUGAAAGUGUUAGUUGAUUUGGUGUGUAUCUUAAUUAAUUUGUCAAUCUUAGAUUUCCCCAAAUCAAUGAAUGUAUGAACGCGAUUUCUUAAUUCGACAAUUGAUAAGCGAUGCUUGCUUAAUGACUUAAUAAUUCGUUGACAUAAUCCGAUGAAAUAAGGGUGAAUUCAAAAUUUAGACUUGUUCAAAUCAUUGAAACAUAAUUGAAUAACUUGAUGCGGAUUCAUGACAUGUUGAUUGUUUAUUUUUAUAGUCGUUUUUAACUUUUGGCAUAAGUAGCAUAAUUUUUGUAGGAAUUGAGUUUAUGGCAUAACACUACACACUUUUGAGAGUUUUGAGCUUAAUUUUCUUGUUGUGAGUGUUGAUUUCAUGUUUUAUUCCUAGAACUUGCUCGGUGUCCGUUUAAAGUUACACGAUUGAGUUUUCAACAAUUAGAUGAUUAUGGCAAUUAGGUAUAUCCCUUUCUUUUAGACCACUUAAAUAGACUACCCUUUAUCCCUUAGAUUACACCAAUUUAAGCCUUAAACUUUUUUAUUGUUUUUACCGUAUUUUACCCUUUACCGUUCUAUGCUUUACCUCUUUUGUUUACCUUAUCGACUUUAUAUAUUAUUUGUUAUGACUAUGAUAAAUAUAGGUGAUUAAUAACUCGAGAUUAGUGAAAAGAGAAAGUGAACUACAUUGUGCUUAAAAGAUUAAGAUUGCGCCUUGGAAAAAAGAUAAAAAAAAAAAAAAAAAAAAAAGAUAAAAAUUUGCAAGCAAAAGCUUCAAAAGAAAAAAAAAUUCUGAGAUUGCAAAAAGCAAUGAGGAGAGCGUAAUUCAAAAAAAAAAGAAAGUUAUGAGUUCAUAUAAAUGCAAAACCGGAGUUAGAUCAACCUAGAAGUUAAUAGUAGUAAUAAAUAGUGUAUUAAGUUGAUAAUUAGCCUUUGUUUAACCUUUUUACCUACCCUUUACCUUAGCCACAUUACAACCCAAUAAAAGACCAUAUGAUUUUUGUUGAUUACCGAAUCAAGUAGCGGAGUCCGGGACUAUGAGCAAGCUUAUGGUGAGUAUUCAUGUUUUCAAUUGUGAGCUUUCUUUGUUAUAUACCCUACUUGUUGAAAUAUUGAUGCCAUUAGCUUAGUUUUUACUAAAUUGUGCUAUGAUUUGCCUAAGUGAGAAAUUGAUUAUUUUCCAUGUCCCGCAAGUGAUAGUGAAGCUUGAAGUGUGAUUCAAUUUGACCUUGUACUAAUGAGUUAGUAACCGUUGUUAUAUUGAAUUAUGUCAUAAAAUUAUUAUUGUUAUUUGAUUGCAUCAUUAUUUAGUUGUCGGUUUUAGAAGGUUGUUUUUCAUAUUAUUCAUAGGGUCGGGGAUUUCUUUGAUUGAUUUAUUGUUAAGUUAUAUGCUAAGGAUUUCUAACAUAUUUUGUAGAGUAAGAUUUAUUUCUUGCUUGAGGACAAGCAAAGGUUAAGUGUGAGGAGGUUUGAUAGGAGUAUUUUACUCCUAUAAUUAGGGUCGAUUUUACUCGGUUUUCAUCAUGUGUAGUAUUGUUUUUAUACAUUAUUUGGCGUUUUUACGUUUAAUAGUGUUUGUUAGUGUUUCAGUGGAAAUUAGGUGAAAAACGACUAUUUGGGGCAAAUUUAUGGUGGAUUGCGUGUACGAGUAAAAAGCGUAGCUUGCGGACGAAGAAAUUGAAGAUUCACGAACGAGAUUGAGAAAAAUAGGUUGUUCCCGUUUGAAACAAGGUUUCUCGAACGGGAACCAUGCAGAAUGAGCAUGAGUCUCGAACGAGAAGGCCUUGUCUCGUUCGGGACUCAAGAAGGAAUCAACAUCUCAAAGCUCUCGGUUUAAGUUUUUUCGAACGUGAACGAGGCUCCCGUUCGGGAACCAUGUUAAAAUUGGGCAUGUCACGAACGGAACUAUGGUUUCCCGAACGGGAAAGAAGAAAAUUACGCGUGCAGCAGACUUUGAAUUGGACUGAAAUUCCUCCUCAAAUUACAAUUACAAUUCCUAUUACAAAUUGAUUUGUAAUACGAAUUAGAAGACUCCGGAACUUCUCCUACUAUAUAAAGACCUUGUACUAGACUCAA